UCACACGUAAUACUUCUCUUAUCACAUACUUAGUAUAUCUCUACCUGACUUAGAACAUUGUGUUAAUGAAUACAGCGUUCAUAAUGGCGGGAAUCAAAACAAUAUCAGUUGACAAAAGCAGUGUAAAAUGGACACUGGGUCAGAGGUCUGUGCUCGCUUUGGUCUUAUUAAACAACGUAUUGAUAGGAGCAAUGGCCACACAUCAGUGUGUUGAAUGUUCCGAUGUCUCCUCAUUAGACCUGUGUACACAUACAGUUGAUUGUGCCCAUGAUGAGGUUUGUUUCACCAAUAGAAGAGAAGUAUCUGAGGGAACAUACCUCUAUAGCGCAGGAUGUACCACAAAACAGUCUUGUGAAGCUGGUCAUCCAGUGGUGCACACGACGGAAGCCCCAGUAGAACAGGGUCUGGGUCACAUCAUCGGGAGGAAGCGGCGACAGGAGACGGGCACCUGCUACAAGUGCUGCUCCAGUACAGGGGCGACCAAAGAACCUUGCAACAACCAACUUUGCAAAGUACCAACUCAACCGCUAAUGUGUCAUCAAUGUGGUGACAUUGGUGGCGUUAUUCCGUGCCUUACAAGUGAGGUGAUUUCGGAUCAUUUGGCGCCGUGUCCAACAGGAUACUUUUGUAUGACCGACCUUUACCACCACUUUGAUGGCUCUAUCAACAUUUAUAAAAGAUGUGUGAACGAGGCGAUUUGUCAGAACAUGUGGUUGAAGUCUACCUCAGACAACACUAACUGCAUGAACUUUGUCCACCAUCUCCGUCCCCAGGCCCAGUACACGAACUACGACUGUCACUACUGUUGUACACAAGACGGGUGUAACUCCAAGAUAGCUCCCGCCAAUAACACUCUGUAUACAAGUUACUGACAAUACAUGUAUUCUUUCUAGUUUUUCUGUGUUUCGUUUUCAUUUUUUUUUUUUGGCUUGCUUUUGUUUUAAAAUUUUUG
This is a messenger RNA of Magallana angulata, 952 nucleotides long. RefSeq lists its product as uncharacterized. The transcript has 7 exons. The record is from RefSeq and is a predicted model, not a curated record. The coding region runs from base 66 to 872 and encodes 268 amino acids. NCBI's taxonomy places the organism in Eukaryota, Metazoa, Mollusca, Bivalvia, Ostreida, Ostreidae.